Molecule: messenger RNA, 930 nt
Organism: Trichomonas vaginalis G3
Lineage: Eukaryota; Parabasalia; Trichomonadida; Trichomonadidae
Product: cysteine proteinase
Exons: 1
Coding region: 1-930 (309 amino acids)
Cellular component (GO): lysosome
Molecular function (GO): cysteine-type endopeptidase activity
Source: RefSeq, a predicted model, not a curated record
AUGAUGUAUCAAGCACACGAGCAAAAGUCCUUCCUCGGCUGGAUGCGCGAGACAGGCAACAUGUUCACAGGCGAUGAGUACCACCAGCGCUUCGGCAUCUGGUUAUCCAACAAGCGCCUCGUUCAGCAGCACAACGCCGCCAACGGUGGCUUCGUUCUUGCCAUGAACAAGCUUGCUCACCUUUCCCCAUCCGAGUACAAGGCACUCCUCGGUUUCAAGAAUGAAAAGAGAUCUGACAGAGUUAAGCCAAUCGCUUCCAACUACGUCGCUCCAGCUUCCAUCGACUGGCGUGAAAAGGGUGUUGUCAACCCAAUCAAGGACCAGGGCCAGUGCGGCUCUUGCUGGACAUUCUCCACAAUCCAGGCUAUGGAAUCCCAGUGGGCUGUUAAGCACACCAAGCUUUACUCCCUCUCCGAACAGAACCUUGUCGACUGCGUUACAACAUGCUAUGGCUGCAAUGGUGGUCUCAUGGAAUUAGCUUACGACUACGUCAAGACAUACCAGAAGGGCAAGUUCAUGACAGAAGCUGACUACCCAUACAAGGCUAUCGAUCAAUCCUGCAAGUUCAACGCUGCUAAGGUUGCUGAACCAACAGUUACAGGCUACAUCACAGUUACAGAAGGCGAUGAGAAGGAUCUUAUGAACAAGGUUGCUCAGUACGGUCCAGCUGCUAUCGCUAUCGAUGCUUCCCACUACUCAUUCCAGCUUUACUCCUCCGGCAUUUAUGAUGAAUCCUCCUGCUCCCCAGAAGGCCUCGAUCACGCUGUCGGCUGCGUCGGCUACGGUUCUGAGGGCUCAAAGAACUACUGGAUCGUUCGUAACUCCUGGGGCGUUUCUUGGGGUGAGAAGGGCUACAUCCGCAUGAUCAAGGACAAGAACAACCAGUGCGGUGAAGCCUCUGCUGCUUGCAUCCCAACAGUUUCAGCCUAA